UGAUGAAAACAACACAUACAAAUCCAUUGAUGGCAGUGAUGAGAUGAAAGCCAACUGGAUGAGGUAUGUACGGAACUCAGCAGAGGAGAGUGAGAGGAACCUGACUGCCUUUCAGCAUGGUGAGCACAUCUACUUCCGGGUCUGCCGGGACCUGUCGGAAGGAGAGAAGCUACGUGUUUGGUACAGUGAAGACUACAUGGGGAGGCUACACAGCAUGUCCCAGGAUAGCAUUGACCACAAUCUUGCCACAGGGGUCCUCAUAUGUUCCCAGUGUGGGAAAAGUUACAGAUGGGCAUCACACCUAACAAACUGCUCCCAGUGUGGGAAUAGUUUCAGCCAUUCAAGCAAUGUGGCAUUGCACCAACAAACUCCUACAGGGGAGGACUCCUUUCACUGCUCCCAGUGUGGGAAGAGCUUCUCUGAAUUAACUAGUCUGACUCUACACCAGAGGACUCACAGAGGGGAGCGUCAGUACAACUGCACCCAGUGUGGGAAAACUUUCAGUCACUCGAGUUCUCUGAAGAAACACCUACGAAGUCAUACAGGUGAGCGCCCGUACCACUGCUCACAGUGUGGGAAAAACUUCAGUCACUCGAGCACUUUAAGAAACCACCAGCAAACUCAUACAGGGGAACGCCCAUUCCAGUGCUCCCAGUGUGAGAAGAGCUUUACUCAAUUAACUCAUCUAACACUACACCAGCGAACUCAUACAGGGGAGCGUCCAUACCAUUGCACCAAGUGUGAGAAGAGUUUCAGUCACUUAAGUACUCUGAGGAAUCACCAGCAAACCCACACAGGGGAACGACCAUACCACUGCUCCCAAUGUGGGAGGAGCUUCAGCCACUUAAGUACUUUGAGGAACCACCAGCAAACUCAUACAGGGGAGCGCCCAUUCCAGUGCUCCCACUGUGGAAAAAGCUUCAGUCGCUCAAGUACUUUGAGGCGACACCAGCAAACUCAUACAGGGGAAUGCCCAUUCCACUGCUCCCAGUGUGGAAAGAGCUUCAGUCACUCAAGUACUUUGAGGAGACACCAGCGAACUCACACAGGGGAGCGUCCAUUCCACUGCUCCCAGUGUGGGAAAAGCUUUAGUCGCUCAAAUACUUUGAAGAAGCACCAGCAAACUCACACAGGGUAGCUUAACUGAGCCAUGUUGUGUGUUCCAUGUAUCAUGGGCAGUGAAGAUAUGCAGUUCUGUAUGUAUGUAUGUAGUCUGUAUCUAUCUGUGUGUUUAAAAGGUUGCAUCAGUUUUCUGGCUUGCAUAUUUUGUUAAUACUUUGACCUUCAUACUGUUCCUGUUGUUUCCUUACUUAAGGUGUGGACAGUACAACACAAACUACAGGGUGCAACGUUUCCUUUUGUAAAGGUUAAACCAUAAUAAACUGACA
This is a messenger RNA of Megalops cyprinoides (Indo-Pacific tarpon), 1388 nucleotides long. RefSeq names its product zinc finger protein 239-like. NCBI's taxonomy places the organism in Eukaryota, Metazoa, Chordata, Actinopteri, Elopiformes, Megalopidae. Gene Ontology annotation, cellular component: nucleus. The coding region runs from base 44 to 1138 and encodes 364 amino acids. The record is from RefSeq and is a predicted model, not a curated record. Gene Ontology annotation, molecular function: DNA-binding transcription factor activity, RNA polymerase II-specific; RNA polymerase II transcription regulatory region sequence-specific DNA binding; protein binding. Gene Ontology annotation, biological process: regulation of transcription by RNA polymerase II. The transcript has 3 exons.